ACCGUUCAUAUUUCGAAAGUGAAAAUGGGCAGAUAAAGUUUUUGCCUUGAUAUUUGGCAGUUUUAUCUACAAAUUGUCUUCAUCCCGGGAUUCCCGGGAUUGUCGGUAUUUCUGAAAUGAUAUCCCGGGAUUCGGGAAAUCCCGAAAUCACUCAAAUCCCGGGAAUUCUUGUCCCGGGAUGUCCCGGGAAGGACACUCUACACCGUACAUAUGUAUACAUAAACAAGAUUUUCAUAAGAAGCGCUGCAUUUUGUUUAGGUCUACGUGUAGCACCCACCUUUGGGUUUGAUUUGUGUAAAUAUACCAUACAAUUUUUUUUUUUGUGUAAAUAUACCAUACAAUUUUUUAUGGAGCCUUUUUGUUUUUUUAUGGUGCAUUUUCAAUUUUCUGUGGGUGCAUUAAAUAGGCUGCCUUAGGGGAAGUGUUCCAUAUGUUCAGCAGGCUGCUCCCAAUUCCAUCUUACUCAAAACAAAUGAUUGAAGCGCUGUUAUUUUUGUUAGAAGUGAGCACGCAUGAUAACAAAAAGAACGGAAUCAAUCGGUGCCGUAGAGUAAUGCGGGGCAAAAGUUCGCAGUGGGUCUUUCUCAGCACAUGAGUUUAAAACCCAAGCAAAUCUCUAUGGGCUGGACACAUUAGCAGGUUAGCUGUUCGCCAAUAGAAAAUGGAAAUAUUUUGCAAUGUUGUGGCAGGUUUAUAAUUCAGCUGUUUUGAUCUAAUUUUUGGACAUUUUGGAAUAAGCUUUUGCAGUCAUAGGAAUAAGAAAAAUCACAAAACCCCCAGAUGCCGAAAGAUCGUCAUUGUACAGUCGUUUAUGAGGUGCACUCAUUUCAAUACAAAACUUAAAGCGCUACAUGUAGGCUGUUGUUACAGCCUCAACAGUGGGGCAGAAGUUCGCACUUGAUUUUUGGAUCUAGCACAUCCAUAUGUUUGCUGAUAUUAUGGAAUAGAAACUGUUAAACUUGUAUAAAAUGUGUAGCAUAAACUCUAAAACUUUUUUGGCAGAGGGUUUGAACCUAAUUUUGGAAGGAUAGCGAUUGCAAGAGCAGUGUUUUUUGCGUUUACCAUUUGGGCAGCGGAACCUAUUUUGGGUACAUUCAGCUAUAGCUCAUUCGAUUUAGAGCCUACUAAUUAUAAUUUUUGUACAUGGUUAGAUUCUGUACAUAUCUCACAAAUAUAAAAACAAGAAAAAGAAUACAAAAUUAACCCAGUUAUAACGUGAAGUACCCAAAAUAGGUCCCUCUGCCAAAAGUAUACUAGUCCCUAUUUUCAUGAUAGCAUAGCAUAGCAUAGCAUGAAUACUUGCACAAAUCUUGGAUGGAGUUGCAAAGUUGAAUAUUUCCAUUGACAUUGCUGAUGUCGCUACUAUCUACAAUGUCAUAGAUUCACUCAGCUCCACACACCUGGCCAAGUCUUCGCAAGCAUUUAUAAAUCCCUUCAUCAACUUAGAAAGAGCCCAGAACUGAAGCAUCUUCCAAUAGAUGAAAGGAUGUUGAAAAUAGCGAAUUUUCAACUUAUAUGCAGUUAUAAAGUAAAUAUACUGAAGUAGAAUUAUUUAUAAAUGAAUAAUAUUGGAAAGAUCUCACCAAUUGUUGUGGGGUUUUUGUGGUUCAAUGCCGAUCAUCUAAUUGCCUUGAUUAAUGUUCUUCUCUGUAAAGAACAACACAAUACUCAGCAAAGAACAACACAAUAUUGAACACUAAACUCCCGCGCAUCUAUUGUUUUGAUUUUCACUCGAGACAGUAGCGAACGCGAUCGAUUAUGCUGCCAUACUCACCCCUUACAGGAGCGAUGCAUGCACAGCAAAGAACAACACAAUACUGAAUACUAAACACCCGCGCAUCUAUUGUUUUGAUUUUCACUCGAGACAAUAGCGAACGCGAUUGAUUAUGCUGCCAUACACAGCAAAGAACAACACAAUACUUAUACUCUAUACUAGUCCCUAUUUUCAUGAUUACCCGAAAAUAUAUGCAAAAUCCUGAAUACACAAACGCAGCAGAUCUUUUUCCAGUUGAGCCGUAAUGGUAAGCAUAAGAAAAACAAAUAAUAUGGCUAAAAUGAAUGGAUGAAUAUGAAUAUGAACAUUACAUAAACGAACUUUUUAUCAGCAGCUAUUAAACAAGUGCGAACUUUUGCCCCCAGCAUGGGCCAAUACAAAUAUUGGCUGGUCCAGGGGGGGGGGGGCGACGAAAAUAAUAAAGCAUUUAUUUUAAAAAAAAAAACAAAAUAAAUCUCAUGCGAAAAUCGGAUCGAGUUUUGCGUUUACUUUAUAGUUACAGAUGAAUUAAGAAAAGGAAUCAAGUCUACUCAGUUUCUCCUAUGAUAUACUAUGAUAUACUUAGCGUUGACGUUGCAGUUCUCUAAGAAACUUUCUAAAGCAAGCUUGCUUGUUUUAUAUAUUAUGAAAAUAGAAUAUAGAGUUUGGUACAUACUUAUACCAGAAAUACGAACAUGUAUAAAUUUACGAAUCUUGUUCUUUAUUCCAAAAUAGGUUUCGCUGGAUUUGUCACAACCAAACUGAGACAACUUGGAUGGCAAUGCAUACCUGCUGUCAAAGACAACUAUUUUGUGGUCUCUGAAAACUGUUUGAGGGUACCUGUUUAUUGCGUUUGGGGUGAUGUAGAGCCAUGCAAUCUUCUCAUCCUUGACUACUAUCCGGAAUCGUUGGAGUGUAAUCCUGAAAAUCAAUCUAAGGUUUUCAUUGCACGAGCUACUGAUAUGCCACUGAAACACUGCGAACAUACAUAUCGGGUUCCUCAAAUACGAGGAGAUUCAAGAAAUGUCGCUUUAAUUGAUUCUUCGAGAAUGACACCAAAAACGCACGAUGAGUAUUUAAUAACGCGUUACGGAGAGAUGAACAGCCUAGUAGCUAUGGAGAAGUGGCCAGCUUCUAGGCAGACACUAAAAAAUGUCAGAAGCGAAUACUUGAACAGGUUUCGGCUCGCAAACGAUAAUGUCACAGAACUGGCUAUGUUAUGGGAAAAUGAAAGGCAGAUGCCUGAAACCUUGGUUGGUCCACUCGAUGAGUUUCGGUAAGCUAAUUGUAAAUUUUACUUAAAUAAUAUAUUGUACGGUCAUUAUCUACAUUAGACUCAAUCCUAGCUACAGUGUUUCCAACAAAAAAAAGGUCUAACGGCAUGUAGUACACAUUGGUACGAAGGUUCUCAGAAUUCAAUGGUAGCCUACCUUUCCAGAAAAAUAUAGUGGAGAACAAAAAAAUUUCCACGGACACCACAUAUGUACUUUAAAAAAUCCUAAGCAAAAACAAAAUAUUUUUUUUUAGUCUUUAUUAUAGAGACUUUCAGCCUGGGGCUGGAAUUGUUCUCCACAAAUUUUUUCUCCUGUUGAGUUUAAUUGGUUAAAAAAGUCGGAGACAUUAUUUUUUGUAAUUGCGUUGCGAAUUACCCUACUUUUCACUCGCGGUAACAACUAAAUAACUGCUGCUGCAUGACGACGACGGAACUUUGAAAAUUUUCGAUAGCUAGCUUUCCAUAGCCUACCUGAUCGAACAAAAACACCACGCUGACGCGCAUGGAGGCUCGCACGUGUUCCCUUCUGAUACAGGUUUGAAUAGCUAGAAAAUAUUAUACCGAACGAGUAUUUUUGCAAUUACAAAAAACUUUGUAUGCAACUCGUUGCAAAACUCAAUUUUUUCAGCACUCGUCGUAUUUAUCCAACUCGGCAAGCCUCGUUGGAUAAACGUACGACUCGUGCUUAAAAAAUCAUCAUUUUGCAACUUGUUGCAUAAAUAACUAUAGGAAAUCCGAAAAAAAUCUCAAAAAAACAUUUUUGGAAGGGAAUAACAUAAGCUAUAGUCUGUGAAGUUUUCAAGAUGUGUUUUUUUUAUCCUGAGUAACGACCAAUUUUCUGAACAUUGUCCAGAUGUUGGUUGAUUUUCGACCAUCUUGAUUAUUAAUUUGCACAAAAAUAAUCAUUACUCAGGAACGAAAAAAACACGUCUUGAAAAUUUCACACAAUAUCCCUUUCGGGACGAACCAGCACAACAGAUAUAACAGAUCUGCACAAUUUUUUCAUCUGUAUAAUCUUUUUUGUAUGUCAUGUAAAUUGUUCUAAUUAUUGAAUCAUUAUGUUUACUUGUAUGUGUGCGAAAAACUUUUUGUUUAAAUUGCAUAUGCCAUUUACUACAACAAAUAAAACACACUCCCAGUCAAUCGUUCAGUUGAUUCAUUGUGCAACUGUCAUUGGUUCGGCUCAAUCACGGAGUAGCAACCAUACAUAUGUGCAGUCAGCUAAGCUAAAGCUAAGCUAAGCUAAGCUAAGCUAAGCACAACAAAUUAAACAAAAAAUGAACAAAAUCGUAGAACAUGAAAAAGUUUUAUCUGUCGCAUAUUUUUUAUUUUCGAUUUAUCUAGGUAGAAAAACCUAGACAUCGAAAGAUAUAGAGUAGUUCUUCCAAAUGACGAAUAAAAAGUAUUGUUUUGUUAAGAAGUCUAAUGGUGGUAAGCUCCACGGCGUAUUAGACGCCAAUCUCGUAUUAUCCUCGAUUUUCCUAUAGAAAAAUCAAGGAUAAUAUGAGAUUGUCGUCUACUAUGCCAUGAAGCUUACCACCAUAAGAGCUCUAGAGAGCCAAAGUUGGGCCAUUUGUAUGGAGAUUUCCAAUUUUAGUGCUCCGUCCCGAAAGGGAUAUAGCUUAUAAAAUUUCCUUCAAAAAAAAAUUUUUUUUGAGAUUUUCUCCGGACUUUUUAAAUAGUUUUUCGGACUUUUCCAACCGAUUUUCCUCAACUGAUUCGGUUGAUUGUUUUCCGGUUCGUCGGAACGUUUUCCGAGAAGUGAAAGCAGGAGACCGCCGCAUUUCUGUCUGCGAAGACUGGAAGAGUAUAAUCCUUGGACAUUUGAAUGGAUAUUAAUCGGUGAGCUCGCUCCAUAUUAUUAAAAUGAUUAAAAGUAUUUAAUAUAUAAUUUUACAAUAUUGUGUGUUUCCUCAAUAAAUCAAGUCACGUCAAGUGUCGACCACUUUUAAUUAUUAAUAUUUCGUUUUUUUUUUAAUUAAAAUUAUUUGGCUGGUUCGUCAUCUUCGAUGUCGACAUUUUGACUCGUAAAAGAGUAAAUGUCGUAAUUCAUAUAGAGGUUGCAUGAGUCACAUCACUUCCCAAAGUGUAUCCAGAUCGUGCAACUUUUCCCCCUCCUCACUAAAAUCCUUCCCGUGACAGUCGUGAAGAAGAUGCUUAUGAUUUCACCAAAAAAAAAAAAUGUGCCUACGAUGCUUUAUUCUUAAAAAUGUUUGUUUUCCACUGGAGUUUUCCGGAAAAUUGGACGAUCCUGAUUUUAUUCAAUUUAUUUUUUUUUUCAUAUAUAUGUGAGCCCAAUAAAUAAAUAAAAAAAAAUCCACUAGUGGUACACAGUGUAAGCGUGGUGAACACCCGAAAAAUACAAUUUAUAUCCAAGAUAUGUGUGGAAGUACAUCUAAGGAAGUCUACAAUUAAAUAAAAUACCGUAUCUAAUACUUAUUAUGUUACAAUUGUAGGUUCUAGGAAUUUAUUAUUACGUCUUAUUUCUCAUAGCUAUGUGCAGUAUGUUGCAGUGGGACCACUCAAAGUUGUUUUGAUGUGCAGUGACCAAAUCCGAAUUUUGAAAAACGAGCGCCAGAGAUAUGAUCAGUCAGUUCUACCAAAACGCCCACGGUUCUCACUACAAUUGGAUGCCACCGGUAGUUUGAUUGCACCGGUAAAACAAUGCAAUGAGAAAAAACGUCGAUAUAAUUAUGCCCUUGUGCUACCGCUUCAAAUCCCAGGAGAUUCCAGCAAUCAUAAGCUUAUUUUCUCGGUAGCAGAUUAUAUCACUAAUCUGCACACCGCCAAAAGUAUUCACUUCUUUUUGUCGGAAGUUGUGGAGCGUGAACCAGGAAUACAAGGUAAGAAUUGAGUAUUUCUGUAGUGAUUAUAUCAUAUACCUUAAGUCAAUAAAGGAUCAGUAUUAUAAAAAAAUUUCAGCCAUCACAACAGAUUUUUGCUGGGCGCAAAUCACUGCAAUCGUACGAUUAAACCGGAUGAUGAACGUAGAAGCGUAUUUGAAGCUCACUUACAGAUAUGUCACGGAAAAUGAUGCCGAACUACACCAAUAUAUGGAUUCAAGCUUCAUUUUUUGCUUUCUCUGUCUUACGCAUUUGAGCAAGAAUGUCUUGAAAGAUUUGACGGCGACAGUCAAGGAUAAACAGGUUCUUGCCGUAAUGCAGUGCAUCUUCGUGGAAAUGGUCCUGUGUAGAGAGUACCAGAGAUUAUUAACUCUUUUCAGAACUCUGUGUAUCAUUCAGUUUACGAAUAAUCGCAUUACCGACGAGUUUGUGCAGUGUAUUUCUGAGGACACGCUGAAACAAUUCAUUGACCACGUUACUAUGCAUGAGGAUGAAGAGAAUUAUGAUGAAGAUACCGACAACCUUCCCUUGUAUGAAACAUCGCCAUUCUUCAAAGAUUGCAGUACUAUUUAUGAAGACAUGAAACACAAGUAUCAACCAGCUGACUCUGCCGUCGUGGACGUUUUUCUUAAAAAGUACAUGGCUUAUGUGCCUUUGUGGACGGCAAUAUGUCACAUGCCUAAGUCCGGAACAGCGAAGCAUAACAGCAUACCAUUUUUCCGAUUUAAUACCAAUUGCGUGGAAAGAUAUUGGGGGCAAACAAAAGAAAGUUUAAGAGCUCAAAUACUUGAGUAUGGAAAAACCCCCAUCGCGAUCUCUCGGUUCAUACGGUUUAAGAAAUCACAGACACGGGCAGAAAUUAUUCGUUACAGGAAUCACAUACCGAUCAGCAAAAUGAGCUGCCGUGCAGGGACUUACAACAGGCAAAUGAAGUCCAAAGCUGAUCUCAAAUUCCACCAAUUAAGUCAACCACUGAAGGUAGAGGACAGUAAUCCUCUCAAUCGAUCUUCCGACAAGACAAAUAUAAAAACAUGUGAUCUUGAAUCUGUUCAGGCUGAAUGGAGCCGAACAUCGAAGCAAGAUCUCCAGACUACUCCUAAGGGACUGCAGUAUAAACCAGUUCAGAAAAAACUGUUCGACAAGCGGCUGGAGACACUUUCUUUGAGAUCAUCGAGCAUUUGUGACUACAUCAAAAUGCACGACAACAUACAGUUGAAUCGAUCCAAGCAUCCGUACUACGUUGCUCGAUUCGGAAACCAUUGUCUUGACGUGAAUGACAUGUGCAGUCUCGCUCCAGGACGGUAUGUAUUAUUUAUAUUCGUAUUUGACUAAACUGUGAAAUGUCUAAAUAAUGUAAACGUCAUUAAGAUAUGAAUUAUUUAUAGAUUAAUAGAUUAAUCUAUCGCGA
Molecule: messenger RNA, 7277 nt
Organism: Aedes albopictus (Asian tiger mosquito)
Lineage: Eukaryota; Metazoa; Arthropoda; Insecta; Diptera; Culicidae
Exons: 4
Coding region: 6005-7201 (398 amino acids)
Source: RefSeq, a predicted model, not a curated record